Molecule: messenger RNA, 3849 nt
Organism: Seriola dumerili (greater amberjack)
Lineage: Eukaryota; Metazoa; Chordata; Actinopteri; Carangiformes; Carangidae
Gene: maml1
Product: mastermind like transcriptional coactivator 1
Exons: 6
Coding region: 93-3197 (1034 amino acids)
Biological process (GO): Notch signaling pathway; positive regulation of transcription of Notch receptor target
Cellular component (GO): nuclear speck; nucleoplasm
Molecular function (GO): transcription coactivator activity
Source: RefSeq, a predicted model, not a curated record
GGGGGGGUGUAUAGACGCCCAGAGAGAAAAGAGCCAAAUUCAGCAUUUUAUGGACGAAACCUGAGCCGGGAGUUUACUACAAGUCUGUAUUGAUGAUGGCGGAUUUUGUUACACCGCGACACAGCGCGGUGAUGGAGAGGCUCCGCCGGAGGAUCGAGCUCUUCCGGCAGCAUCACAACAGCUGCGAGAGCCGCUACGAGAACGCGACGCUGGAGCGGCUGGAGCUGGAGAGGCAGCAGACCUUCGCCCUGCACCAGCGCUGUCUGCAGGCCAAAGCCAAGCGGUCCAACAAACACCGGCAGCCCCAGCCCAGCGGCGACCAGGCCGGCCAGAGAGCGCCGGGCAGCGGAGGCGGCAGCGCGGAGCUCGGGGAGAGCGGAGGGACGGCGGCGGAGCAGAGCCGGAAUAGCACCCUGAUAGCGCUGCAGGAGACGGUGAAGAGGAAGCUGGAGAGCGCUGGUUCUCCUCUGGGCCGAGAUCAAGUCAACGGUUUCAGCGACGGUUUUCCCCCCAACAAGAAGGCCUGUCUGGACAACGGCACCGCCAACGGCUCCCCGCUGGACUCCAAGCUGGGCAUCAGCGACGCCUUGAACUCUAACGGGACCCACGGGCCGGCAGGGGAGUCCACGGACAGCAGCGAGCCGGGAUCGGACUUCCACCGGAAGGAGAUGAAGCAGGAGCCGGACGACAUCCUGCCCAUCAUGCCGCCGUCGGGAGGAGGGAACAACAGCCUGUUCCCCGACCUGAACCUGAACGAGCAGGAGUGGACGGAGCUGAUGGAGGAGCUGAACUGCUCCGUGGCCUACGAGGACAUCCAAGACAUUCUCAAUGACGGCUUCGAGGACCGCAAGGACCCUCUGGAACUGGCACCCACUCCGGGUGGUGGGGGGGCUUCGUCACAGGGUCUACUUCCUCCAGAUCUGGUGAGCGUGAAGGCGGAGUUCUCUCCGGCCUCUGCAGUUUUUGAGCAGGACUCUCGCACCGGCUCCCCCCACGUCAGGUCCACCUCCUCCGGGCCGCAGCCUCACCCCACCAGCUCCCCCGUCGCCUCCUCCUCCGCCUCUUCUCCGGCUCUGCCCCCAUCCCAGCCGGCUCCUCCCCCCAGGCAGCUUCAGCCUCCCCCAAACCACCUCCUCCCUCCGGGGCCCCCGGUGCCCAAAGACCUGUCCCCCGCCCAGCAGCUCCAGCAGCUGGCCGCCCAGCAGCAGCGAGCGGUCCAACACCUCCACGGCCAGAUGCAGCACAAACAGCCACAGCCGGGGGCCAAGUUCCACAACCAGGCGCCCCACGCCCACCCCCCACCUUGGUCCCAGAUGGCCAACACCUCUCAGAGCCCACUAGGGGGCGCAUUUGGUAUGGACAAACCCACGAGCCCCUCCCUGUACCCCCAGGACUUCAACCCCAAUGCCCAGAAGCAGCUGCUGAUGCCCGGUCAGCCCAACAAGGGCUCUCCCAAGGCGGGGGCCGGCGGCUACAUGCCGGGCCCCGGCGGGCACCCCAACAUGCUGGGUCACCCGACGCCAGGGCCUCCUCUCAGUCACCCGCCAGCCCCCGGAGCUCAGGCCCAGGCCGCCAUGCUGAACUACAACAACACCAAACCCCUGUCGCACUUUGAGGCCGGGCCCGGACCACCGAGGCCCCCCAACAACCAGAACCAGAACAAGGCCGCCCUGCUGACACUGCUCAGACACCAGCAGCAGAUCAAACAGAAGAACAGCAUGAACUUCCGUCAGCAUAUACCACACACACAGGACCAGAACAACUACCCUGCUCCUCCACACGGCCCGGGCCCCGCCAACAGCAUGGCGUCUGCGCCCGGAAACAACAGCAUGGCAACGCAGCCGGGGGCCAACGCCAUGACAAGUAACCAUGGCAACACGGCGUACCUGAGCAGCCAGGUGGCAGCGGUGCUGAAGCAGCAGCAGCAACAGCAGCAGCAGCAGCAUCAGCAGCAGAUCCUGGAGCAGCAGAAACAGCAGCAGCAGUACAUGCAGAGGCAGCAGCUGAUGGCUGAACAGGAGAAGCAGCGGCAGCAGCAGGACCAGCAGCUUCAGAGACGCCUGACCCGACCUCCGCCACAGUACCAGGACCAGCCGGGACAACCGGCCAAUCAGAACCCUUUCCCACAGCAGCCAGUCAACCAGUUUACAGCUUCCUCUCAGCCAAUGGGCAGCGUCGGCUCCAUGGGAGGCCCCGCCCCCGGGUCACAGCGUAUGUUCCCUCAGAACCAAGGCAUGAUGGGAAUGAACAUGGGUCAGGGCGGUGGGCCGGCAGGCGGCGUAGCUCCGCCCCCUGCGGCGAGCCAGGCUGACAUCAGUCUGCCCUCCUGCGGGGGGGGAGGGGGUGGCGGCGGCGUGGAUGUCCAGCAGCACCUCUACAACAACAUGAACCUUCACCCCAACCACCCGGGUCACCCGCCCCAGCAGCCCGGCCUGCAGCGCCAGCCUCUGGGCGCCAUGAGCGCUCAGUACAGACAGAACCUUCUGGCUCAGCAGCAGCACCUGAAGACGCAGCCCAAUGCCGCCAUGUUGAAGCAGCAGCAGCUGGCCGCCGCCGCCGCCCGCAUGCCGGGCUCCAUGCAGAACAGCAUGGGGGCCAACCUCCCUGGCUCCAUGUCCGGCGGCUUACAGGGGGCACAGAGCGCCGCCUGGCAGCAGCAGCUCGCCAACCAGCCGCCCUCCAGUAACACCGGCCUGCCCCCCAACGCCUUCAACAACACGCCCAACGCCUUCCACAUGCAGCAGCAGCCUCGCAUUCCCAAGAUGCCGCCGGGCUCCACACCCUUUGGUGCAAACCCCGGAGGUCGCCCAAUGGGAGGAAUGAACCCCGGGCAGCAGAUGAUGCAGACAAACAUGGCUGCCGCCCAGCAGAGGGCGCCGCCCAACCCUCAGAGCCUGGGCCAGCCGAUGGCCAAUCAGCAGCAGACUCAACAGCAACAGGCCAAUCAGAACCAGGCUGUCCUCCCCGACAUGACGGCGUUCGGACAGCCGCAGGGCAACGGCCGCCAGGGACUGCAGUGUAACCAAGGAUACCAGGUGAGCAGGACUGCCAGUCAGCAGCAGCAGGUGUCGUUCGGAUACAACGUGGCGUCGGGGAGCUUCGCCGCCGAGAGCGACCUGGUCGACUCCCUGCUGAAGGGUCAGAACCCCCAGGAGUGGAUGGCCGACCUGGACGAACUGCUCGCCAGCCACCAUUAGUCAAACACACCUGGAGCACCUGAACCUGAAGACGAGCGGCCAUGUUGAAAAGACUGAUUUCUGAUAUUGAGACCAACACUGUUCUGAUCUGUGUGUUAGCGUUAGCCACCUAGCUAAUGAGAAGCGACCAGGUGUCCUGCUAAACUCAUGAAGGUUUCAGACACUGACCCGUGGACGAGGAGUUUCCUCCCUGAUGAUCAGGUGAUGAUCUCCCGCCACAGGUGUGUGAGCAGCUGCAGGAAGAGGUUAGAGACGGAGAGCAGGUGAAUCGGCGUCCUUCAGGUCUGUCUGCUUCUUGCUCAAAGACACUUCAGCAGAGGGAGAGUGAGCGCUCCGUCAGCUGAUCACUGGAGGUUUAACAUGAAUGAAACUCAUCAUGACGCCAGGCUCCGUUCACAAAUCUGGAAAUUUAACAAACGCUCGUUGUGAAACUUUCACACCUGGUAGAACAGAACUCGUCCUGAUCGACAGGUAAAUGAUCCACAGUCUGAAAAUGAACCAGUUCAGUUUGAGAACAGUUUAGAAAUAAAUAGACGCUUAAUAUUCGUCUGGACAGUCACUAUUUUAAAAGACGGUGUAACAGAAACUUUCAUUUUGUACAAUUUAUAUAAAUUAAAAUCAUAUAUAUUGUGAUUAAAUAACUUGGUAACAC